GAAUCCUCUUCCCGAAGAUCGAUCCUCAGGAUGAGCUGCAAGACGCCACCCGUACUCCAGGAGCUGGCAGAGGACAGCCUCCUGAAAAACCAGGCCUUGGCUGUCGCCGCCCUGGAUGAUCUGCCCUCACUUUUCUUCCCGUCACUGUUCAAAAAGGCCUGCAGACACAGACUGGUUGGGAUCAUCAAGGCGAUGGUGCAGGCGUGGCCCUUCCCCUGUCUUCCACUGGGGGCCAUGGUCAGUAGGAAGACUGCCUACAGGAGAAUCUUAGAGAUUGUCCUGUAUGGGUUUGAUGCCUUGCUUUUCCAGGAAGUUCCCCACAGGAGGUGCAAGCUGAAAGUGCUGGAUUUACGGGUCAUGCCUUUGAAGCUGUGGAACAGGUUGCCCGUGUUCGGGACUGCUGGCUGUAGUGAGAAUCCAGCCGUGCUGGGCCAUUCAGGAACACGGGUGAAACAGCCAGUGAAGGUGCUGGUAGACAUGGUCCUCAAGGAGAGCCCGCUGGAUUCCACGGAGGCCUUCCUCGUUCAAUGGGUAGACAGCAGGAAUGGUUUGGUGAAGCUGUGCUGUUGCAAGCUGCAGAUCUGGGCAAUGUCCAUUUACUACCAUAGGAAACUCUUGGAGAUCUUGGAUCUGGACUCUAUCCAGGAGCUGCGUGUGUACUGCAUCAGCAAUCCCGUCUGCCUGCUUAACUUCGCCCCUUACCUGGGCCGCAUGAGGAACCUGCGCUGUCUCAUUCUCUCUCACCUCUGGCAGGCCUUCUCCAUGACUCCAGUGGAGAAGCAGCAGGUCAUCACCCAGUUCACCUCUCAGUUCCUUAAACUGAAAUGCCUCCAGAUCCUGCAUCUGGACACUGUCUUCUUCCUAGAGGGCCAUCUGGAUGAGCUAUUCUGGUGGCUAAAGACACCCUUAGAGACCCUGUCAGUGAUUGAUUGUAAUCUCUCAAAAUCAGACUGGAUCCAUAUAUCCGAGUUCCAGUGCACAAGUCAGCUGAAACACCUGAAUUUGAAAUGGGUCAAACUGACCCAUUUGAGCCCUGAGCCCCUGAGAGUUCUGUUACUGAAAUCUGCAUCUACCCUGAUUUCCCUGGAUUUGGAGGGCUGUCAAAUGAUGGACUCCCAGCUCAGUGCCAUCCUACCUGCCCUAAGAUGCUGUACACAGCUCACCAAGUUUAAUUUCCACGGGAACUACAUCUCCAUGCCUAUCCUGAGGGAACUGGCACAUAACGUCGUCAAGCAGAAAUCCCAACCGUCAAAGAUCCACUUUAUCCCAAGCUGUGAUCAUCACAGUGGUCUGGACUUCGAAGUCAUUUCUCAGCCUCAUAUUGUGUUUGUAGAUGUGGAGAGGACUACUGGGCAGCAAGAACAGGUCUUGUUUUAUGCUGUCUGCUCUGGAGAAUAUGUGUUGUGAUGUCCCUCUGAUGGGUUGGGACUUGUUGGGCAUCUCUAAUGAGAUGCAGAUUGACGCUCUCCUGUGGACACUGGGAGAUGGAGGGCAUUACACAGGUGUCGUCUGGUCAGAGUAUGCCCAGCACAUGGUUUUAGACUGUUGUUCUUCUGAGUGGUAGGGGAAAAGGAUGCUAGAGUGCAAAAAAGUGAGAGUGUUUGACAUAGGGAGUGUGAGACAUCGACAGACGUCAUGGGUUCUGGUUGGGCAGGUGCAAAAGGGCAUUCCUCCAGCCUGGUGGUUUUCGGAUUUUAUGGUCGAAAACGGGACUGGCCUACCUGGAUGAUUUGAGUCCUAUGACUGCUAGAAACAAACUUGAACUCCUGGCUCUUCUGCUUUCGGCUUCUGCGUGCUGAGCUUAGACUUAAAAUACCACACCUGGUUCCUUACAGCUCCUUUAACAUCGUGGCUGUGCAUACGUUUUCUAGUCCAACACUAACAUUGAGUAGCAGUUUUUGUGGGACUAGAGAGAUGGACUUAGCAGUUGAGAACACUUGAUGCUUUUUGUAGAGUACCUGGGUUUGAUUGAUUCCCCAGAUCCACAUGGUGGCUCAGCCAACCAGAACUACUCACAGGGCACACGAGGCAUGAGUGUGGUGCAUUAGUCUUGCAUAUACGUGAAACACUCAGGCAUGUACAUCUGAAAUAAUUUAAAUACUGGUUUGUAUUGCUGACACCGAAUGUCUUGGGUCAGCCAGCACCCAGCAUUACUGUGACAGACACUGUUAAGUCAUAUAUUUAUACUCAUAAAAUGCCACUUAUGAGCUUAGGAAAUCGAACCAGGAAUGUAUGGACAAGUAGACAAACUCUAGCAGAAAAAAAAAGAAACCAAGCUUUUAUGACAAUAUUAGACACCCUAGACCACUGUUGGAUGCAGUUCCCAUCCUGAUUCAUCUAAAGAGGACAUCAGGUACUGGGGCCAUGAUAAUGUGUGUUCUCAGGCUGGGUUGAUAUGAGCUCUGACUCUGUCCCUAGGCUGCAACAUGACAUCCCCCACUGCUGGGCCUCUUUAAUUGUUUUGCGGUUAGUGUGCUGUCUCUCCAGAUGAGGCUGUGGUUAAACCUCAGGUGGCUGUGUAUCGUGCUCACUCCUUCCCUUUGCAAGACUUUCAUGGAACCAGAAGCUUGAUGGUUCACCUAGGCCUAGACCUGUUAGCCAGAGGGCUCCCAUGGGUGUGCCGGUCUCUGCUGGAGCUGCAGGCUCAUGCCUCUGUGACUGGCCUUU
Molecule: messenger RNA, 2667 nt
Organism: Rattus rattus (black rat)
Lineage: Eukaryota; Metazoa; Chordata; Mammalia; Rodentia; Muridae
Product: preferentially expressed antigen in melanoma-like protein 1
Exons: 3
Coding region: 31-1407 (458 amino acids)
Biological process (GO): negative regulation of DNA-templated transcription; positive regulation of cell population proliferation; negative regulation of cell differentiation
Cellular component (GO): cytoplasm
Source: RefSeq, a predicted model, not a curated record